ACUCCUGCAGCUCUGGGUCAGAGUGUUCCAAAGCAGACACCUCCAUCAGCUGGGCAAGUCCUACAAGGCAGCCUCUGAGGGUCAGGGGAGGAUGUCAUAACAUGUCUAGUAGGAUUUUCACUAGGUGGUCUGUGUUCCCGGGCAGUUGGCAUGCGAAUCACUAUGGGCUUCAGCGUUUGGGUUCAGAGUCAUGAAAGAAUCACCCAGAGGAUGUUUCUGAGCACUGACUGAUGCCUGACCUGGGAACAGGUUGUUUGCUACAUGGAUUUAGUCUCCACCACAAGCCAAUAUUAGUAGUUUUCCCCAUUCUCAUAUUAUAGAUGAAGAAACUGAGACUCAGAGAUUAACUGCCUCUCCUAGAGUCACCUAGCAAGGGAUCUGAACCCAGGAGAGUUGGACUGCUAGGUGGUGCUGCUUCUCAAAGACAGGUCCUAUUUAUUUUUGAACAUUUUAACCUUUAUUUGAAAUAAUUUCAGACUUAGAAAAAAGCAACAAAAGUUGUGUGAAUUUUGUUAUAUACACUUCAUCCCACUUUCCCAAAUGUUAGCAUCUUUUGUAACUACAGUGAAAUGGUAAAAACUAGAAAGUUAACAUUGGCGCAAUGCUAUGAACUGAUCUACAGACUUUCUUCACAUUUCAUCAAUUGUCCCACUAUUUUUUUUUUCUUCAGGAUCCCAUUUAGGGUCCCACCUUAACAAAAGUUUUUAGAAUAGGAAGCUAUUACAGCCUUCUGAGUGCAGGUGAUGGGGUUCAGGACAUACUAUGCCAAAAUGUGGCACCUUGGCGCAUUGAAGAUUUUAAGAUGAAGGAGUUUUAGGAAAUGGUGAAGCAGGAAGGAUACUCUGACCCCCUCCUUAGCCCUCCUUCCUUGAAAAUAAGAGACAAACCUCUCAUGUGAAAGACACCCUCCUGGUACAUGGACAUGGAGGACAUCCUUUUCUCUGGAGACACGGAAUUCAGGGUCAAGAAGCCUGUAUAAACAAGCCUUAUAACUUCUUCACCAUUCAUUACCCCUAGUCUCAACUCCAUUGUCUUGUUAAUUCUUCACACAUUUAUUAUUUCCUUGUCUACAGGGUAUGCAAGCUUCUUGUUCUGGCCACUUCACAUCCUCAUUCUCUUGUGAAGUUUCCCAUGUAUAUAUAAAAGGUCAAUUAAACCAUGUUUUUCUCCUGCUAGUUAAUUCUAAGGCCCAGCCAGAGACCCAAAGAGGGUAGAGGAGAAUUUUUCUUGCUUGACAUAAGUAGCACCUAACCUUCAGGGGGCCACAUGAUUAAUCUGUGAAUAAGGAUCAGGGUUUAUUCCUCCCUCACAGGGAGGCCAAGAUUACCUCACAAAGCUCUGUUGGAGUCACACCAAUAUAGCAAGAGCUGGUGCCAGGGCCUGCAGGCACAGUGGGAUCCAGCAGCCAGAAAUCUGUGGUGAGAAAGGUGGCAGAGCCACCCAGGAGCACCACGGUUUGGUCCUUUGGUCAGAUUAUGGUAGAGCCUUGAAAGACGAGGUUGGGUUCUCAAUCUCCAUUUAACCUGGGAAAGCCCACUUGGCGAAGACUGCUGUAGGAGGGUGAGCGAGUUACAGCCUGGCCCCAGCCCGCCCUGGCAGGUGCAGCAGAUAGGAGAUUUCUGAGGCUGUGAGAUGGGUGUUGGAUGCUGGAGGAAUCCUCUGUUGCUGUUGGCUGCUCUCGUCCUGGCAGCCAGGCUGGGUCACUUUCAAAGGUGGGAAGGCUUCCAGGAGAAGUCCACGAGCGUGAAAAACAUGAAUUCAACCCUCAAGUUCUUCAUUGAAACCUACAACAAUGCUAGCAAUGACACCUACUUAUUUCAAGUUGACAAGCUACUUCGAAGUCAGAUGCAGCUGACGACUGGAGUGGAGUAUAUGGUCACUGUGAAGAUUAGCCGGACCAAAUGUGAGAGGAAUGGCACAAGAAACCAUUCAUGCCCCAUUCAAAACAAAAAAAAGCUGAAAAAGAGUUUCAUUUGUGAUUUUUUGGUGUACACUGUGCCCUGGAUGAACUACUACCAACUCUGGAACAACUCCUGUCUGGAGGCUUGAAUGUAUCGGUGCAAAGAUCUUUGAUGAAAACUUA
This is a messenger RNA of Felis catus (domestic cat), 2083 nucleotides long. RefSeq names its product cystatin like 1 (gene CSTL1). The record is from RefSeq and is a predicted model, not a curated record. Gene Ontology annotation, molecular function: cysteine-type endopeptidase inhibitor activity. The transcript has 4 exons. The coding region runs from base 1633 to 2049 and encodes 138 amino acids. Lineage: Eukaryota; Metazoa; Chordata; Mammalia; Carnivora; Felidae.